Molecule: messenger RNA, 2106 nt
Organism: Harmonia axyridis
Lineage: Eukaryota; Metazoa; Arthropoda; Insecta; Coleoptera; Coccinellidae
Gene: mtg
Exons: 5
Coding region: 188-1378 (396 amino acids)
Cellular component (GO): extracellular region
Molecular function (GO): chitin binding
Source: RefSeq, a predicted model, not a curated record
AUUUCACAAGAGAGUAAUGAUACCGUUACUUGUAAACACCAGCUCACUUCAGCCAGUGUUUGCCUCUGCAUCAAGAAGUCAGUUCUAGUCCUAGUGCUUCUUCGUGUUGCUCUGCACGUGCAUAAGAGUUCUUCAUUUGCGCGCCGAUAUACGUAUCUUAGUGUGAUUCAGUUUUAUUGUGAUAAAGAUGAAGUGCUUCGAAUUCCUUUUAGUAAUAUUCGUUUUCGGCGGCACUUGGCGGUUGGUAGAGCCGACCUGCACUUUGGAAUCAGAUUUUGGAUUUUCCAUCAACUGUGCUUUUAAGAAAUCUGGCCUGUUUCGGGUUAGAAAUCUAGGUGGUGUCAAAGCGCACGUAGGCUGGGGAUUCACCUUAGGUGACGAGCUCGGAUUCAAAGAAUCCAUCUCCAACGUUGAAAUCAACAACAGAAGAAGAUCUGCACAAACGAAUAAACUCCAGGAGCAAAUCCUCAAAGCUGAACUGGAUAGCAGAAUUGAUAAAUCCACCAACGCCAUUCCAAAGGGAGUUCCUAUUGCUGUCAUGCAGGGAUCAACUCAACCAAAGAAAAAGAACUCUUCAACAAUGCUAGUCGUUCCCCCUUUCAAACCUAUUCCUGCUGAAUCAUCUAACUCAAAGAAAGUAGUUCCUGCUGGAAUACUAGGUAUUGCUGUGCCUUCAACCAUGUUCAACAAACAUCCAGACGAGUCUGCAAAAGUCAAGGUAGUUGCAGGUAUCACUCAACCUGACAAGCUCAGCAGUAGUGACUUCGCUAUUAGAACAGCACCUGCACCAAGCCAAGCUUCGCCUUUAAUUGCCAAUAGGUUUGCUCCUAGCAAUUUCACCGAAGACGAUCUAGACCUAGCAAUUUUGAGGAAGCAGCAAUUCCUAGCAAAGACAAAGAAAGCAACAACUUCCACACCCAAAUCUGUUGCUUCAUCUUAUAAUAAGAUCGCUAGUAGUAUCGGUAAAGUAAUGAAUGCGCCUAAGGAGUAUUAUCCUGUUGGUUAUGAUAAGAAUUUCGAUGAUAACUUUGCUUCAAGGGUUGAGUUACCAGAAACUUCGUUCUACUGUGGAGAUCAGAAACAUUUUCCUGGAUUGUAUGCUGAUGAGGACUUGGGAUGCAUGGUGUUCCAUGUGUGUGCCCUGACAGAUGAUGGAUUGAUAAUGAAAAGUUUUCUUUGUCCGGAAUCCACAUUGUUCGAUCAAACUAUCCUGAAGUGCAACUGGUGGUUCUACGUGGACUGCAAAUUAUCGAAGAAACUCUACGACUCGAAUUUCCCAAUCUCGAAAAGUUAUCAGCUUAUGAAAGCUCUCACUUUCUUCUCGACGUAUAAAAAGGAAACUCCAUCAACUACCGAAAAAUCAAAUAAAACAGACUGAUGUUUGAUUUUCAGAACUUUUCAUCGUUUAUUUUGAGUUUAAUCAUCUUUAGAGCUAUCUCCCUUAAUAGAAUACUUACCAGUGAGGAUGACAUUGCUCAAGCAAGCCGAGUUGAAUUUAAUUUACAUUUGUUUGGAUGUUAGACGGCCACAGAAAUAGUUUCCACAGAAGAAAUAUGAUAGCUUUAAAGUGUGUUUGUGAUUGUUGAUAGUAACUGUAUUUAUUUUUGUGUAUGAUAUUCGCAUUUUUGUAUUUAUAUGUAAUAUAAACCUAUUAGAUUUUUAAUUUUUGUGGCGUUUUCCAAUAACUAGGACGCACAAUUUUCAAUUUUUUAUUUAUUCAACCCUCCGAAAGUAACCUCAAUAAAUUUUUCUUCAUCCCCAUAAUAUAAAUUGAAAAAUAAUCGAAAAAUGAAAACCAUUUUGUAUAGUAAGGUUAAGGCACUCUUUUAUUGUAUUAUAUCAACAACUAUAAUUUAAAAAAUAAUAACUUAUUUGCUUCAUAGACACUUUCAUUUGUGAAAGAGUAGUAUGAGACACAGUUGUAGUUAGGUUAUGAGGGGUAGAUGAUUUAUACCAAAAUUGCUAUUAAAAUCAUCUUUCUACCAAACAGAAUAGUUAUAUUUUUGUAUUACUUCAAGUAUUCAAUUGUUAUUUUGUUAUAUUCAAUCGAAACUGUGCUCAAUUUAUUAUAAGAUUUGAUGAUGAAUAAAAAUGAAUAUUACCAUA